Molecule: messenger RNA, 1854 nt
Organism: Gilbertella persicaria
Lineage: Eukaryota; Fungi; Mucoromycota; Mucoromycetes; Mucorales; Choanephoraceae
Product: malate synthase A
Exons: 4
Coding region: 83-1741 (552 amino acids)
Biological process (GO): glyoxylate cycle
Cellular component (GO): cytoplasm; peroxisomal matrix
Molecular function (GO): malate synthase activity
Source: RefSeq, a predicted model, not a curated record
UGGAUAUCAGUUUGUACAAGUAUAAAUUCCCUUUGUUUUAUUUUCCUUUUUUCUCUUUUUCUUGUUUCUCUCUACCUUAAAAAUGUCUGCUGUCUUAUCUCGUUCCGCUAAAUUGAUCAAGUCUAGUAUUCCCGGCGUUGCUGUGUUGGCACCUGUCACUACUAGCGAAGCUGAAAUUCUUUCUCCUCAAGCAUUGCAGUUUGUUGCUACUCUCCACCGUAUCUUUAACCCCACCCGUAAGACAUUGAUGCAAAAGCGUGUGUUGCGCCAGCAAGAGCUGGAUCGCGGUGUUCUCCCUAAUUUUUUGCCCGAAACAGCUUAUAUUCGUAAUGAUCCCAACUGGCGUGCCGCCCCUCCUGCUCCUGGCCUUCAAGACCGCCGUGUUGAAAUUACUGGUCCAGUUGACCGUAAGAUGGUCAUUAAUGCAUCAAACUCGGGUGCUUAUACUUUUAUGGCUGAUUUUGAAGAUUCUACUUCACCUACUUGGGAAAACAUCAUUAGUGGUCAAGUGAACUUGAGAGAUGCUGUUCGUGAGACUAUUGAGUUUACUAAUCCUAACGGCAAGAAAUACGCUCUUCGCAAAGAUGGCAAAAUCGCCACACUUCUUGUUAGACCUAGAGGUUGGCAUAUGGUUGAAAAGCAUUUCCUUGUGGAUGGUGAGCCUUGUUCUGCCUCUAUUUUUGAUUUCGCUCUUUACUUCUUCCACAAUGCAAAGGAACUCGUCAAGCGUGGCAAGGGUCCUUACUUUUACUUGCCCAAGAUGGAAUCUCAUCUGGAAGCAAGACUUUGGAACGAUAUCUUCAAUGUAUCUCAAGACAUGCUUAACAUUCCCCGUGGUACAAUCCGUGGUACCGUCUUGAUUGAAACACUUCUUGCCGCUUUCGAAAUGGACGAAAUCAUCUACGAACUCCGUGAUCAUUCUUCUGGUUUGAACUGUGGUCGUUGGGAUUAUAUCUUCUCCUUCAUCAAGAAGCUUCGUAAUCAUCCCCAAUUCGUCUUGCCUCAACGUUCUCAAGUCACCAUGACUGUACCCUUCAUGGACGCCUAUGUUCGCUUAUUGAUUCAAACUUGUCACAAGCGUGGUGUGCACGCUAUGGGUGGUAUGGCUGCUCAAAUUCCCAUCAAGAACAAUGCUGAAGCCAACAAAGCUGCCAUGGACAAGGUCCGUAGCGAUAAGUUGCGUGAAGUCACUGCUGGUCAUGAUGGUACUUGGGUUGCUCACCCUGACCUUGUCAAGAUUGCUCUUGAUAUCUUUAAUGAACACAUGCCUCAACCCAACCAACUUCAUAUCCGCCGUGAUGAUGUCAAAGUUACUGCUACUGACUUGAUUGAUAUCAACUUUAAGGGCACCAUUACUGAAGACUCUAUCCGUGAAAACAUUCAAAUUGGUUUGGCUUAUAUGGAAGCCUGGUUAAGAGGUGUUGGCUGUGUUCCUAUUUUCAAUUUAAUGGAAGAUUUGGCUACUUAUGAAAUUUCUCGAUCUCAACUGUAUCAAUGGGUCCAUCACCAAGUCCGUACAGACCAAGGCAAGACAGUUACCGGCCAAUAUGUUGCUCAAAUAUUGGAUGAAGAAACUGACAAGAUUCGCAAGAACCUUGGUGCUGAUAAAUUCAAACAAAGCAAGUAUGAAGCUGCUAAGAAGGCAUUCGCUACUAAUGUUACUGGUGAACGCUAUGAUGAUUUCCUUCCCGAUUUGCUUUAUGAUGACAUUGUCUCCACUAGUACUCAAGCUAAAUUGUAAAAAAAAAAAUCUCUCAAUAUCCCCUUUUCUCUUUUCUUUAUCCUUUUGUACUUAAUUAUAGCUAUUGCAUAUAUACAUACAUGAAAUAAAAAAGCGUUUUUUGUCUGUAAAAA